This is a messenger RNA of Medioppia subpectinata, 2097 nucleotides long. Lineage: Eukaryota; Metazoa; Arthropoda; Arachnida; Sarcoptiformes; Oppiidae. The record is from the annotation of a GenBank genome assembly.
AGAUCGUCGACGACAUGGACUACAUGUCCGCCAAACAACACUCAACACCACUUCAGUCACAGUCAUCUCCGCUCCCCAUAUAUCCCAUUCGUGUCAAACAGGAGCCCGACUGCGGCUACGGAUCGCCUCCACCCGAAUGGACCCCUUUUAACCAUAAUGAGUCUCAGCGAUCCCACGGCUUCUUCACUCACAUCCAAGACCUGGCGCUGAAAGAGUGCGCCAAAGAGAUAGACACGGCCUGCGAGGCACUCAACAUAUCUGCCGAUCCAUUCAAUUGGAACGCCGCAGACGUGAGGAAUUGGUUACUAUGGACUACAAGACAAUUUGAUUUACAGCCCUUUCCACUCGAUUACUUCCAAAUGGACGGAAUGGCUCUUUGCUCACUGUCUGAGACAGACUUCAAGCAAAGGGCCCCCAACUGUGGCGAAACACUUUACGCACAGCUCGACAUUUGGAAGACAGCCGUCGACUUUCGCCCCGAGGAAAGCAUUCUCGAGUUCAGUUCAAUCCUAAGCAGUUGGUCGUCAUCGCCGCCGCCCUACUGCACGUCAUCUUCACCGCCAUCUAAUGCCAGUGCCGUUCCCUCUCCGGGACAGGAGAGUAUGGGUUCAGAUAUACUGAGCACAGUAUGUCUGUCUCCCGUAUCGCCACCGAUGUGUUCGUCUCCAAUCAUAACCGGUUACACAACUACUGGAAUGGGCUCUCCUGUGCUCAGCCCUAUAGCGAGCUCUACUAUUGUUACCUCUGAUUAUGGUAGCGAAGGAACUCAAAGCGAUGACGACAUUAGCGACGACGGGUGCGACCACUUGCCCACCACUACUACACUCGUCGAACAGUCACCGCCACCGACGACAGGCCGAAGCGGUUCCGGUUCUCACAUUCAUUUGUGGCAAUUCUUGAAGGAACUGCUGUCUCAGCCGCAACUGUAUGGCAGUUACAUCCGAUGGAUGGACCGCCAGAAGGGUGUCUUCAAGAUCGAGGACUCCGUCCGUGUGGCCCGACUUUGGGGAAAGCGUAAGAACAGGCCAGCAAUGAAUUACGACAAACUCAGCCGUUCUAUACGUCAGUACUAUAAGAAGGGAAUCAUGAAAAAGACGGAAAGGUCUCAGCGUCUCGUCUAUCAGUUCUGUCAUCCCUAUUGUCUUUAAACACGAGAUGUUAUGACAUAACAAACACCACAAGACUUUGGCCCCGAAUUCGACUCCAUUCAGUAGUUUGUUGUCGAAUUCGAAACCACUCUUUGAGAGCAUUUAAUGAACAGUUUAUAUAUAUUUUAUUGUUAUUGUAAUCGCGCUCUCGAGGAAUGGCUAUACUAUGACGCGGAAGGUAUUAUUCCCGUCCCAUUGUCUGUCACCUAUCAUUCAUCUCUCAUUGUUUAAAGUGUUGACAAUAAUUAGUGGUAACAGAAUUGACUGUAAGACAAUUACUGGCGCUAAUCCUCUCCUCCUUUCACACAUUUCUCACUUAACGACAGCCGAACUCUAUGUUUGAGUUUUAAAUAUGAAGAGUUUGUUGUAUUUGUCGUAAUUUGAAAGCUUUAUCAAUCUGUCCGGCAAUUGUGUUGAGAGACAUAACCUGUAAGCCAUUAGUACUCAUAACCGGUGCUUCUGGUGGUUGUGUUGUCUCCAUAUGGCGGCCAUUUUGAUGAAUAAUGAUAACAUAUAUCUAUGAUAUAUCCAAUUGUAUGUUCUGUGAACAUCCCUUAAAACACAAUUCAUCACAAGUUAUAUUCUUAAGCGUAAAACAACUUAUAAUUGUUUUUUCAAGUAUUCAUCGAAAUAUGAUUUUUCAGAGGCACUCAUGUGAGGCACUGGAGAACUAAUCAAUUCAUAUAAUAUUUAAUAUAUUAUGUCUUAUUUUUAAUGAAUAUUAUUAUUAUGUGUAAUAAUAAUAAUGUUUUGAUUUUAGUAUUUAAUGUUAUAAUUAUUCUAGUUUUUUGAGCCCUUUAUUCAAUCUUAAGAUUAUAUUUAUCUGUUUUUUAUUUUUCUCUUUUAUUAUUUCAAUCGCUUAUUAUUCAUCAUUUCUUCUCCAAUAAUCGCAUUCUUAUCACUUAAGCGUUGAAUUUCUUUUGAACUUAUCUUUAUAUUUAUGAUAUAU